Aspergillus heteromorphus CBS 117.55 is the source of this 2637-nucleotide messenger RNA. Its product is annotated as putative MFS transporter. The record is from RefSeq and is a predicted model, not a curated record. Gene Ontology annotation, molecular function: transmembrane transporter activity. The transcript is spliced from 9 exons. NCBI's taxonomy places the organism in Eukaryota, Fungi, Ascomycota, Eurotiomycetes, Eurotiales, Aspergillaceae. Gene Ontology annotation, biological process: transmembrane transport. The coding region runs from base 1 to 2637 and encodes 878 amino acids.
AUGGCGACCGAAAAGGACACUCCAAAUGUCACAGCUGAAGAGCCUGUCGAGUCUUCUUCCUUCAACUCAGCGGACAGCGCCGUUGUCAACAAUGCUGAUGGCAAACGCCCACCCCCCCUGGUUGCCAAACUGAUGGCAGUUGUGCUCAUUUCUUGCAUCAGUUUUGGCUCUCACUGGAGCAGUGGAGUCACUGGAGCGAUGAAGAGCACCUUGAAAAAGAAAAUGCACAUCACAAAUACUCAGUUUUCUCUCCUGGAAGCCAGUGAGGACUUUAUGGCCACCGCCCUUCUCCUGGUUGGCGGUAUUGUCACCGACAGAGUAGGAGGCGCUCAAAUGAUCGUUUAUGGAAAUAUCGUCUACACGAUUGGAUCCAUCCUAGUAGCUGCUGCAACCACAGUUCGAUCGUUCAAGUUCAUGGUUGGGGGAAGGAUUAUUCUCUCGCUCGGUGAUAUUGCCACCCAAACAGCGCAGUACAAGAUGUUCUCUUCGUGGUUUGCACCCAGCAACGGGUUCGCUUCGACCCUGGGCUUUGAGCUGGCUAUUGGAAAGAUUGGAGGCUUCGUUGGGAAGUCGACAGCAAAUAUCAUCGCUACGAACACCGGCAACUUCGCCUGGUCCUUCUGGAUGUCAGUUUUCAUGAACUUGUUCACGAACGCAGCGACUUGCGUCUUCUGGUUUUUCAACCGUUACUGUGACAAGCACUUCCGGGGUCGCGAGGAUAAGGCCACCGAGGAGGUCCUCACCGAGAAGAACAAAAGGUUCGAGCUUCGCAAGAUGUUCCAGCUGCCAUGGAUGUUUUGGGCCAUUCUGGCCUUUUCCAUGUUCCAGACCAGCACCGCUAGUGUCUUCAGCUCGAACGCCACCGAGUUGGCUGAAAAGAGGUUUAAUGUGGAUGCAAUCACUGCGGGAUGGUAUAGUGCAUUGGCUCAGUAUGCUGGCUUCUUCCUUGUUCCCUGCCUGGGCGUCUUCAUCGAUGUCCUUGGUCAUCGGGCCUCUGUGUUGUGUGUGUGUGGACUUGGGAUCUUCAUCAGUAUGGUGUUGGUAAACUUCGCCACGUCAAAGGAGGGAACCGCCGCGGCAUUCGGAAUAUACGCUGUUGCAGUGUCCCUCGGCCCGACAUCGAUCAUCGAUGGCAUUCGCACAACCCUCUGGCAUCAAUCCGUCUUUGGGUCUGCAUACGCCAUCAAGGUCACCAUGAACAACGCGUACGACCCCCAAAUACAAGCGCUGACCAUGGUUUCCAGGAUGACGAUUAUCAUUGGCAUCAUCACCGGUGCUCUGCAAGACGCCGACGACGAUUCCUAUCGACGAGCCGUGCGGGUGUUUCUGUUCCUGGCCAUCUGUUGCUCGAUCGUAUCGAUCGUUCUUUUGAUCGGCUCGAUAGUCGGCAGAGAUCUGGCACCUUUGCAGUGGACUCGCAAGAAGCGCCUGACGUCGGGGCCCGCAUUCAUUAGUGAGCUUCGGGAGGACCACUUGGUGACACACUACCAGCGGAGCAGGGUCUACAUCUCCAGCUUGCUGGAGAGAGUCACAACAGUGUCAAUGCAUCUUCCACCGGAGAUCAUCCAGCUCAUAAUCGAGUAUACCAUCCCCCCCAAUCCACCUGUGGCUUUCCCUAUGUUUUCCGGCGAGGUCGACACCCUGGUCAGCUUGACGUUUGUUUCCCGGUUUACUCGUCAGAUAGCGAGGCGUCUCUUGACCAACCACUGCCUCUUGAUUGACGAAGAGCGUCUGCUACAAGAGGUGCUCGACUGUCAGCCCCCAGAUCUGGUUAGUUCAAAUUCUGCAGAGCGCGGGGUGCAUAUCCAGAAGAACAUGGCCGCUGGACUGGUGCUGGCGCUGGUGGAUGCGGAGAAGCCCACAGUUGCGAAACAGAUAGACCAGUUGUCCUUCUACCUGUGCCGGCGUCUGACCCGCCUGGUGAUUGAUUUGCCGUUGCGGUUCUACCACCCCCAACUAGAUGACAAGGUCCGUUCGACACUCCGUGAAGCAUUUCUACGCUUGACACAGUUGGAGGAGUUCUGCUCGGCUACGGAUGAUCUCUGCCUGGAUACAAAACGCCUGCCUCUCGUCUGGGAAGUGCCGUCGGCCCAACUGGAGGAAGACGACUAUGAGCCAGCGGUAUGGUCGCUGUGGCCUCGUUUGCGCCGUCUAGCGCUGUGUGAAGUCGAUGUCACGUCCAUGCAGUUCCUCGGGGGUCUUCGUCGGUGUUCCAACUUAACUCACUUAGUUCUGGUGGCGCCUUCAAACUUGGAUCGAGCCACACGAUCUGGUUGGCAAGGGCCCGGAUUUUUACCGUCUCUCGAACGUCUUCUGGUUGUAGAUUCGGCGGAUGAAUUCGAGAUGGUUGGAGGAAAGGACAAUCUGGGGUGGGAGACAGGCUUUGUGCAGCAGUUAUUCCAAUGCCACCAGUCCCGACAGCAGGCUGACCAGGGUGAUCCGAGCAAAGAUGAAAAGGACAUGAGCUUUGAAUCGCUGGUGACUAAGAUCGCCUUUCCGGUGCCUGCUCACAGGAAGGGUGACGAUGACAUUAUUUGUCACGGCUGGCUUCUGGAUGCCAGUAUAGAUGGGACGAUCUGGAAUGAGCCGUACGGGAUUGGUAGACGAUACCUCACCUCCCACGAGGGGAUUUACUAG